Vidua chalybeata is the source of this 3254-nucleotide messenger RNA. RefSeq names its product sialic acid acetylesterase (gene SIAE). Lineage: Eukaryota; Metazoa; Chordata; Aves; Passeriformes; Viduidae. The transcript has 10 exons. Gene Ontology annotation, molecular function: sialate O-acetylesterase activity. The coding region runs from base 1 to 2760 and encodes 919 amino acids. The record is from RefSeq and is a predicted model, not a curated record. Gene Ontology annotation, biological process: carbohydrate metabolic process.
AUGCUGGUGUUGGAGGCGGCGAUAGACAUGGUCGCUUCUCCCGGACCCCCUGCAGCGGCACAGCCCGGGAUUACCCACAGCCCACAGCCGCCGGUGCCACCGGGCAGCGCCUGGACUCGAACCCGCGGACCAACGACUGAGGUGGGGCCAGCGCCGCCGCUAGGGGGAGACACGCUGCCUGCCCGCCGCGCACGCGCGCGGCCGCCUCUCUCUGCGCGCGCGCGGCCCCGGCCUGGGCGGGGUGAGCGGGGGCGGGGAGGGCCCGGCUCCUCCCGUUCCCCGGUGUGCCCCAGCUCCCGUCCUCCGGUGUGCCCGGCUCCUCCCGUUCCCCGGUGUGCCCCAGCUCCCGUCCUCCGGUGUGCCCGGCUCCUCCCGUUCCCCGGUGUGCCCCAGCUCCCGUCCUCCGGUGUGCCCGGCUCCUCCCGCCCCCCAGUGUGCCCCAGCUCCCGUCCUCCGGUGUGCCCGGCUCCUCCCGUUCCCCGGUGUGCCCGGCUCCUCCCGCCCCCCGGUGUGCCCCAGCUCCCGUCCCCCGGUGUGCCCGGCUCCUCCCGCCCUCCGGUGUGCCCGGCUCCUCCCGUUCCCCGGUGUGCCCCAGCUCCCGUCCCCCGGUGUGCCCGGCUCCUCCCGUUCCCCGGUGUGCCCCAGCUCCCGUCCUCCGGUGUGCCCGGCUCCUCCCGUUCCCCGGUGUGCCCCAGCUCCCGUCCUCCGGUGUGCCCGGCUCCUCCCGUUCCCCGGUGUGCCCCAGCUCCCGUCCUCCGGUGUGCCCGGCUCCUCCCGUUCCCCCAUGUGCCCCAGCUCCCGUCCUCCGGUGUGCCCGGCUCCUCUCCCCCGGUGUGCCCGGCUCCUCCCGUUCCCCGGUGUGCCCGGUUCCUCCCGUUCCCCGGUGUGCCCGGCUCCUCUCCCCCGGUGUGCCCGGCUCCCCCCGCAGCCCCGCAACCCUGGGCCCCGCGCUCCCGGCCCUUCCCUCGUUCUCUCCCGUCAGAGCCGGCCCCUCAGGCCGUGUUGCGGACGCCGUCGCUUGGCAACCGCCCCCCCCCCGGGCGGUGCGCGCACAGGCCGCGCCCCCGCGCGCUGGGCCCGCCUGCGGGGCGGGCCGGGGCUACCGCGGGGCACCGGAGGGGACCGGGCGGUACCGGCCGAUACCGCGAGUGCCGGGGGGCCCUCGCAGUCCGUUGUCCCCCCGGGAUGGCGGCGCUGCUGGCGCUGCUGGCUCUGGCUCCGGCGGUGGCAGGGGGAAUGCUCAGCUUUGCCUCCUACUAUGGUGACCACAUGGUGCUGCAGCAGAAGCCGUCAGGGGCUGUGGUGUGGGGCCACGGGGAGCUAGGGGCCGUGGUGACCCUGACUCUCUCAGGUGCCAGUGGCCUCAUCAUCAUGGAGAAAACAGCAUGGGUUAAAGGACCUUCUGGGACUUGGACAACUGUCCUGGACCCAAUGGAUCGGGGCGGUCCCUAUGCACUGACGGCUGAGCAAGGCUUGGAGAACGUGACACUGCAGGACAUCUACUUUGGAGAUGUGUGGCUUUGCAGUGGGCAGAGCAACAUGGCAAUGACAGUCCUGCAGGUGGCCAAUGCCAGCCAGGAGCUCGCCGCCGCCGCUCGCUAUCCCUACGUCCGUAUCUUUGCUGCGGCACAUGCCCGCUCUGAAGUGGAGCUGGAGGACCUGGAGCAGAUUGAUUUGCCGUGGUCCAUUCCAACAGCUGAAAACCUGGGCCAUGGGAAUUUCACCUACUUCUCGGCCGUGUGCUGGCUGUUGGGGCGCUCCCUGUAUGAGGCUCUGGGGUCUCCCAUCGGGCUGGUGGAGGUGGCCUGGGGGGGGACCCCCAUCGAGGCCUGGUCCUCCCGCCGGGUUCUGCAGGCAUGUGGGCUCCCAGAGGACACAGGGAGCACCUCUCUACAUCAGCAUCUCUCUGGCCCACAAACACCUUCCGUGCUCUGGAACGCCAUGAUCCACCCACUGCUCAACAUGACCCUGCGGGGUGUCGCUUGGUACCAGGGUGAGGCCAAUACCUUCCUGAACACAGACCAGUACAACUGCACCUUCCCUGCACUCAUUGCGGACUGGCGCUGGGCGUUCCACACCGGAUCAGCCGGACAGACGGAGCCACUUCUCCCCUUUGGCUUUGUGCAGCUGUCCACCUACCGCCAUCAGAGUGCAGACGACAGCUUUGCCCGGCUCCGCUGGCACCAAACAGCCGACCUGGGGGUUGUUCCCAAUGCCAGGAUGCCCGGCACUUUCAUGGCUGUAGCCAUGGAUCUGGGUGAUGAGUACUCUCCCUAUGGCAGUAUCCACCCCCGGGACAAGCAGAAUGUGGCUCACCGACUGCUGCUGGGUGCCAUGGCUGUGGCUUAUGGGGAAAAGGGCCUUGUGUUCCAGGGACCAUAUCCCACCCGGGCUAUCCUGGAGGUGACCAGGGGGCUGCUGAAUGUCACCUACAGCCAGGAGCUCAUCUGCCGUCAGAGGGAUGCACAGGCAUUUGAGGUGUGCUGCUCCAGCCAGGCAUCCCCGUGCCAGUGGCUGCUGGCACCAGUGGUGGCAGUAGGGUCCCACACGGUGACGCUGGCCCUGAGUGGCUGCAGGACGUUGGUGCUGGGCCUGCGCUAUGCCUGGGCCGAGUGGCCCUGUGAGUACCAGGCCUGCCCCCUCUACAACUCCCAGGGGCUGCCUGCACCCCCCUUCCUGCUGGACACCCUCCCUGCAGGGAAUGCUGCCGGAGGGAGAGAGCUGCUGCUCCUCCCUGGCUCCAGUUUCCCCCUAAAUUAGGGAGAUGAGUGAGCUCAGACCUCUGGCAAAGCACUCAUGGCUCCUGGCACUGUCCCUUCCCAAGCAAGAGAAUCAGAGGCUUCAUUACUACCUUAUUAAUUGAACAACUUUUCAGCUCCUCUGUGGACUCAAGCCAAGGCUGCGGGGUGGGGGGAAGGGGGAAAUACCAAUUUACAAUUUAAUAUAUGAAAAAUUAUGUAAGGAGAAGCAGCAGGACACACCAAUGGGAGCUGAAGCCCUCACUGCUGCUCUCUUGCCCAUGGAGUUGGUCCUGGCCCCCCAGACACCCCAUUUCUCUGGGCAUGGACCACUGAUCCCCAGGGUAGGGUGCUCAUAGGAUCCAGGGAUCAACUUCCAGCUGCAGGGUGGAAAGGGGGAGAGAGGAGCUCUGCCAAAAAACCACAGCCAAACACUAACGCUGGGCUGAGACAGGGAGCUGUGGAGGGCUGUGAGUGCCUUCCACUUCCCUCUCUUAAUAAACAGUUAAGGAACCA